AUGGAGAAUGAUUACGCCCAGAAAAUGCAGAGAUGUCAUGAAUACGUUGAAGCACUUGAAGUAGAACAACAGAAGAUUCAAGCCUUUCAAAGAGAGCUUCCUUUAUGUUUAGAGCUUGUCACACAAGCUAUAGAGGCGUGUAAGAAGGAGCUGUCUAGUACUUCGACAACCUCAGAGCAGUGUUCAGAGCAGACAACUAGUGUCUCUGGUGGUCCUGUCUUAGAAGAGUUUAUUCCGACCAAGAAGGUUGAAGAAAACGAGGAGCAUGAAUCUCCAACACGUGAAGAGAUCGGUAAUAACGUCAAGAAAUCAGAUUGGCUCAGAUCUGUUCAGUUAUGGAAUCCGUCUCCGGACACGAACACGAACACUGUGUCUAAUCCUGAACGUGUUGUUGGUAAGAAGGCGAAAGUGGUUGAGGUGAAACCAAACAGCAACAACAACUGCGGCGCGUUUCAGCCGUUUCAGAGGGAGAAAAAACGUGUUUUCACCGAGCCGGCGGCGGCGGUUUCAGCUCCGGCGGUGAGAGUGGUCGCUUCGGCGCCGGAGACGACGACUAGUUCGACGACGGAGAGAUGUGGUGGGGAGAAAGGGAGAGAGGAGGAGCAUAUGCAUCAGCAAGGGUCGCAAAGGGGUAGAAAGCAAAGGCGGUGUUGGUCGCCGGAGUUACACCGGAGAUUUCUUCACGCGCUUCAGCAGCUUGGAGGAUCACAUGUUGCGACACCGAAACAGAUUAGGGAUCAUAUGAAAGUGGAUGGAUUAACAAAUGACGAAGUUAAAAGCCAUUUACAGAAAUAUAGACUUCACACAAGAAGGCCAGCCACGGCGCAGGGUAACGGAAACUCGCAACAACCGCAGUUUGUGGUGGUCGGAGGGAUAUGGGUGCCGUCGCCACAAGAUUUACCUCCACCGUCAGAUGUAGCCAAUAACGGUGGCGGUAUAUAUGCUCCCGUGACAGCGCAACCACCACAACCACAACCACUGCAAUCUCCUAAGCGUUCGGGGGAGAGAAGUAGCGGCCGGUGUAACUCGCAAGCGGCAUCUUCUUCUACAAACACGACAACUUCUUCUCCUGUGUCAUAG
Molecule: messenger RNA, 1080 nt
Organism: Eruca vesicaria subsp. sativa (arugula)
Lineage: Eukaryota; Viridiplantae; Streptophyta; Magnoliopsida; Brassicales; Brassicaceae
Source: the annotation of a GenBank genome assembly